This is a messenger RNA of Magallana angulata, 803 nucleotides long. RefSeq lists its product as uncharacterized. The transcript has 3 exons. NCBI's taxonomy places the organism in Eukaryota, Metazoa, Mollusca, Bivalvia, Ostreida, Ostreidae. The record is from RefSeq and is a predicted model, not a curated record. Bases 51 to 785 code for a protein of 244 amino acids.
UUUUCGUCGUGUAAGGUAUUCUACACAACAGAUUGAAUUAGCUCUUUCUUAUGUGUGUGUGUGAGUGUAAAAUGUCAAGCAGAGUCCGGGUGUGGCUGUGGCUGGGACUGAUGACGGUGCAGACCUUCCAGACUGUGGCCUACCUUGGAUCAAGUUUCAAAUUCUUUAGCGAGAUGAAGGACAUUAGAUUUGACCUGGAGAUUAUAUUUUCACUAUCAACAUGGAGUCCUUUGGACUGUUCCAGGAAGUGUGAGACCAAUGGUACAUGUCUGUCCUUUCAGUACUCCUCUCUGAGUGGUCAAUGUCGACUGUUCAAUACCAUUUUUCUACAUCAGGAUGCUGGAGUGUACGACAUCGGAUGGCAGUAUUAUAUUGCAUCUAAUCGGCGCUGUAGAAAGCCGUAUAUAGAUGGUCGAGACUUGGACAUAUGCUUUACGUUUGCCGGUUUUCAUAAUCUGACAGAAGCUAAGGCGAAAUGUGCGACAAUCCAGUCAAGUUUCAUCUCUAUCACAUCAGCCAAGGAGAACGAGUUUCUUACCAGAUUAGUUGGUACCCUGUUAAAUAUUCCCUUCCCAGAUACCAGUUACACGCGGCCAUUCAUUCAGGGAUUCUGGGACGGAACUGACUGGAUCUUGGACAAUGGAACCUCGUUAGUGUACACAAACUGGGGCGUAAACCAGCCAAAGAAACUCAAUAUGAAAAAAUACUUAAAAUUACAGGAUGGGAAAUGGCAUACGAUAAUUGGUUCAAAAGUUCGACCAGUUUUUUGUAGUUAUGUACAAUAAAUGACAUUUAAAAAAUGA